Molecule: messenger RNA, 396 nt
Organism: Manihot esculenta (cassava)
Lineage: Eukaryota; Viridiplantae; Streptophyta; Magnoliopsida; Malpighiales; Euphorbiaceae
Exons: 1
Coding region: 1-396 (131 amino acids)
Source: RefSeq, a predicted model, not a curated record
AUGUCAUCCGCCGUCAUUACAUCGUUGCCCGGCCAACAACCGCUGGCUGCCGGGGAGAUUCAACAACCAAGUGUUCCACAGGCUGUUUCAGCUAGUAGCAGUGCACGGCAUUCUUCAGAGUCUAUUGGCCCAUUUUUUGGAGUUAUUUCUGUUCUUGCAGUUCUUGCUAUUCUUUCUUGCGUUUUGGGUCGAAUAUGUAGCCGUCGAGCAGUGGCUCCUCCUCCGGCCAACGUCAAAUUUAGAGGGUAUUUGGGGUGGAUGAAGCGGCGGAUCCGGUGGCGUAGGGGUGGAGAUGUUGAGGUUGGAGCUAAUAAGGUGAUGGCUGUUGGCGGUGAUCAUCAAGAAAAACAAGCAGAACAUGUUGAGGUUGAUCAGCAAUUACCCCCAACAGCUUGA